Molecule: messenger RNA, 581 nt
Organism: Paraglomus occultum
Lineage: Eukaryota; Fungi; Glomeromycota; Glomeromycetes; Paraglomerales; Paraglomeraceae
Source: the annotation of a GenBank genome assembly
GAAUUUCUAGUGAACAGAUAGCCGACACUGAGCGGGGUUUUAGUUAUCGGCAAGAUGCCCCUCUUGAUAUGCGAAUGGACGAGCGAAACAAGUUAACUGCCCAAGAUAUAGUUAACUUUUAUAGUUAUCAGAAGUUGCUAAAAAUUUUUUCGGACUAUGGCGAGGAAAGAAAGGCUAAAAAAAUCGCCGAACGAAUUUGCCAGUAUCGGAGAAAAGAGAAAAUUACUACUACUCAACAACUAGUGAAAAUUAUCGUUGGCUGUCAAACUGCCAAGUCUAAAAAACAUCCGGCUCGCCGGGUUUUUCAAGCUCUACGGAUUGCAGUUAAUCAAGAAUUGGUUGUUACUAAAAAACCUCUGGUUGCCUCCGGUCAAGAAGUAAACGAAAACCGUCGUGCUCGUAGUGCUAAAAUGCGGUGUAAAAAGUUAGUAGGUCAAGCGUCAAUUGAGGAAGAACCGGAAGAAGAAGUUACUGAAAUAACAGAAUUGGGUGAAAAGUUGAGUGAAGAGUUACUGCAAAUAAUAGAAGAAAGGUUUAAGCAAAUAGAAGAAAAUAUAUUACGAUUUGAAAAAAUUGUUUGA